UUACUCUCAACCCACCAUGAUCUUAUAUAACUCUUUUUCCUCUAUACUCUUCCUUCUAUCUUCUUUCUAACCAACUUUGGCCUUUUGUGCCAUGGCUUCAAACACCAUGGCUGGUUUGAUCACUGGCUCCAAUUCUCAUUUUUCUCAUGACUCUGAUGAGCAUAAGGCUCCUACGGGCCGUCAAUCUUCAUUGAAAACAUGUCGAGUUUGUGGCGAUGAGAUUGGAUAUAAGGAAAAUGGAGAGCUUUUUGUGGCUUGUCAUGUGUGUGGAUUUCCUGUUUGUAAACCUUGUUAUGAGUAUGAGAGGAGUGAAGGGAAUCAAUGUUGUCCUCAAUGCAACACUCGCUAUAAGCGCCAUAAAGGUUGUCCAAGAGUGGUUGGAGAUGAAGAAGAGAACCUUGAUGGAGAUGAUUUUGAAGAUGAGUUUCCGAUUAAGAAUCACUACGAUGAACUAGACCAGCAUCGCGAUGUUAAUCAUCUGGUAAUUUCUUUUAAUGAUAUGAAAGCAUACUCAUGAAUGUGAAAUCAACUUGAAACAUUUGAACUAUCAGGAAGUGUUGGUGGCAAGGAUUUGGAAGGGGAGAAAGAAUUCUACAGCAAUGCAGAAUGGAAAGAAAGAGUAGAGAAAUGGAAAGUAAGGCAAGAAAAGAGAGGUCUACUAAACAAAGAGGACGGUAAAGAAGAUCAAGGUGAAGAAGAAGAUGAGUACCUUAUGGCUGAAGCAAGACAACCAUUAUGGCGCAAAGUUCCAAUACCAUCAAGCCUAAUCAAUCCAUACCGCAUAGUAAUUGUGAUGAGACUAGUUAUCCUAGCUUUCUUCUUCCGUUUCCGUAUCUUAACACCAGCAUAUGAUGCAUACCCUUUAUGGCUUAUAUCAGUUAUCUGUGAGAUAUGGUUUGCACUGUCAUGGAUACUUGAUCAGUUUCCAAAAUGGUUCCCAAUAACACGUGAAACUUACUUAGACCGUUUAUCUAUAAGAUUUGAACGUGAAGGUGAACCAAACCAACUUGCAAAUGUGGAUGUUUUUGUCAGUACUGUUGACCCUUUGAAGGAGCCACCUAUUAUAACAGCAAACACUGUUCUGUCAAUACUUUCUGUUGACUACCCUGUUGAGAAGGUUUCAUGCUAUGUGUCAGAUGAUGGUGCUUCUAUGCUUUUGUUUGAUUCUUUGGCUGAAACUUCUGAGUUUGCAAGAAGGUGGGUUCCUUUUUGCAAAAAGUAUAGUAUAGAGCCAAGGGCACCUGAGUAUUAUUUUUCUGAGAAGAUUGAUUACUUGAAGGAUAAGGUGCAGCCUACAUUUGUUAAGGAAAGAAGGGCUAUGAAGAGAGAAUAUGAAGAAUUUAAAGUGAAAAUUAAUGCUUUGGUAGCAAAGGCUCUGAAGAAACCCGAGGAAGGGUGGGUUAUGCAGGAUGGAACUCCAUGGCCUGGGAACAACACUCGUGAUCAUCCAGGAAUGAUUCAGGUAUACUUAGGAAGUGCUGGUGCACUAGACGUGGAAGGCAAGGAACUGCCAAAACUUGUGUAUAUUUCGCGUGAAAAACGUCCUGGUUAUCCGCAUCACAAGAAAGCUGGUGCCAUGAAUGCUUUGGUUCGAGUUUCUGCUGUGCUUACAAAUGCACCAUUCAUGUUGAAUCUUGAUUGUGAUCACUACAUUAACAAUAGCAAGGCUAUUAGAGAGGCCAUGUGCUUCCUAAUGGAUCCUCAGCUAGGGAAGAAACUAUGCUAUGUCCAAUUUCCUCAAAGAUUUGAUGGUAUCGAUCGCCACGAUCGAUAUGCUAAUCGCAACACUGUAUUCUUUGAUAUCAAUAUGAAAGGGCUUGAUGGAAUUCAAGGUCCAGUAUAUGUCGGUACUGGAACUGUGUUCAACAGACAAGCAUUAUAUGGCUAUGAUCCACCAGUUUCAGAGAAAAGGCCAAAGAUGACAUGUGAUUGUUGGCCAAAAUGGUGUUGCUUUUGCUGUGGUGGAAGGAAAUCCAAGUCAAAAAAGAAGUCAGGAACAGCAGGAAGAGGAGGAAUCUUUAGUAGAUUGUACAAGAAGAAAAAAAUGAUGGGGAAAGAUUAUGUUAGAAAAGGAUCAGGUUCCAUGUUUGAUCUUGAAGAGAUUGAAGAAGGACUUGAAGGGUAUGAGGAGCUAGAGAAAUCAUCACUCAUGUCACAGAAAAACUUUGAAAAGCGGUUCGGACAGUCGCCGGUUUUCAUUGCUUCCACUUUGAUGGAAAAUGGAGGACUUCCUGAAGGCACAAAUACACAAUCAUUGGUUAAGGAAGCCAUUCAUAACAUAAGUUGUGGAUAUGAAGAGAAGACAGAAUGGGGAAAAGAGAUUGGAUGGAUUUAUGGGUCAGUGACAGAAGAUAUCUUGACCGGAUUUAAGAUGCAUUGUAGAGGAUGGAAAUCAGUAUAUUGUAUGCCAAAGAGACCAGCUUUCAAGGGAUCUGCACCAAUCAAUCUAUCAGAUAGGUUGCACCAAGUUCUUAGAUGGGCUCUUGGUUCUGUUGAGAUUUUCCUUAGUCGCCAUUGUCCAUUGUGGUAUGGUUAUGGUGGAAAACUCAAGUAUCUAGAGAGAAUGGCUUAUACUAAUACCAUUGUUUAUCCAUUCACUUCAAUCCCUCUAAUUGCAUACUGCACAAUUCCAGCUGUGUGUCUCCUUACUGGAAAAUUCAUCAUUCCCACUUUGACCAACCUUGCUAGUGUUUGGUUUAUGGCACUAUUUAUCUCCAUCAUUUUAACCGGUGUGCUCGAGCUUCGAUGGAGUGGAGUCGCCAUUGAAGACUGGUGGAGAAAUGAGCAAUUUUGGGUGAUUGGAGGUGUUUCAGCACAUCUUUUUGCAGUGUUUCAAGGUCUCCUUAAAGUUCUAGCUGGUGUAGACACAAACUUCACUGUCACAGCAAAAGCAGCAGAUGAUGCUGAAUUUGGUGAUUUGUAUCUCUUCAAAUGGACUACACUUCUCAUUCCACCAACAACUCUUAUAAUCUUAAACAUUGUUGGAGUUGUUGCUGGUGUCUCUGAUGCAAUUAACAAUGGAUAUGGCUCUUGGGGACCUUUAUUUGGGAAACUAUUCUUUGCAUUUUGGGUCAUUGUUCAUUUAUAUCCUUUCCUUAAAGGUCUCAUGGGAAAACAAAACAGGACACCUACAAUUGUUGUGUUAUGGUCAAUUCUUUUAGCAUCAAUUUUCUCAUUGAUUUGGGUUAGGAUUGAUCCUUUCUUGCCUAAACAAAAUGGUCCUAUACUCAAACAAUGUGGAGUAGAAUGCUAAGACUUUGGAGAGAAGCAUGUUGAUGUUGUUCUUAUGAAUUUAUUUGAUGAUCUGUAAUGAAACUUUUGCAUGUUUUUUCAUUUUCUCAAUGCUAUUAUUGAGUGUUGUUUGUAUUUCAAACAAGAGUUUAUACAUUUUGUAUAUAGGGUUAAAGGAGAAAUUUGAGUAUGAUUGGAAUAUGUUCAUCUCAAGAAGAUACAACUAGAUCAUAAUUGAAGUCAUUCUUGCUUUUUGGAAAUAACAUAUUCGGAGGUUUGGCUCUGCUUGAUUAUUUUGUAAUCUAAUGGAACUUGAUUCUUGAGAA
This is a messenger RNA of Cicer arietinum (chickpea), 3557 nucleotides long. NCBI's taxonomy places the organism in Eukaryota, Viridiplantae, Streptophyta, Magnoliopsida, Fabales, Fabaceae. The record is from RefSeq and is a predicted model, not a curated record.